AUGGCUGAGGCACCUCAGCAGCAGCAGGAGGUGAAGGAGGAGGAGGAGGAGCAGCAGCAGGAGGAGAAUGAGCAGGAGAAGGAGCAGCAGGAGGAGGAGCAGCAGGAGGAGGAGCAGCAGCAGGAGGUGAAGGAGGAGCAGCAGGAGAAGGAGCAGCCGAGUCCUGUGGAGACGACGGAGCCCAGCGAAGGUUCUGAGGAGGAGACUGAGAGCGUCCCCAUGCCCAAGGCCCGACCUCUGCUGUCCGUGAGGUCCAUGAGCAACGUGGACCCUGAGGACAAGUCGCCCAACAUGAUCGUCUACAGAAAGAUUGAGGACAUUGUCACUCGUAUCCAGGACGAGACGGAGGGGGUUCCCAUCAGAACCGUCAAGAGCUUCAUGACCAAAAUCCCCAGUGUCGUCACGGGUACAGAUAUCGUACAGUGGAUGAUGAAGAACUUGGCCAUUGAAGAUCCAGUCGAGGCCAUGCACAUCGGGAGUCUCAUCGCAGCUCAGGGAUACUUCUUCCCAAUCUCAGAUCACGUUCUCUCCCUCAAAGACGACGGCGCCUUCUAUCGCUUUCAGGCUCCAUAUUUCUGGCCGUCCAACUGCUGGGAGCCUGAAAACACUGAUUAUGCUAUCUACCUGUGCAAGCGGACCAUGCAGAAUAAGACCAGGCUGGAGCUGGCAGAUUACGAGGCGGAAAACCUCGCCAGGCUGCAGAGAGCCUUUGCCAGGAAGUGGGAGUUUAUCUACAUGCAAGCUGAGGCCCAGGUCAAGAUCGACAGGAAAAAGGAUAAAACCGAGAGGAAGAUCCUGGACAGCCAGGAGAGGGCCUUCUGGGACGUCCACCGACCUGUGCCGGGAUGUGUGAACACCACAGAGAUGGACAUAAGAAAGUGUCGACGCAUGAAGAACCCUCACAGAGUCAAGAAGUCGGUGUACGGUUUGGCAGAGGAGGGAACGCAGGCUCAGAGUCCCAUACACACUCCUUCACACCUCAGCAGGAAAGGCACCAAGGAGGACGUCGAGAAAGAGAUCUUUUUCCUGAACCUGCAGUUGGAUCGUCACUGUAUGAAAAUGUCUAAAGUCGCUGACAGUCUGAUGACCUACACGGAGCAGUACAUGGAGUAUGACCCGUUUGUGACGGCCACAGAACCAUCAAACCCCUGGACCAGCGAUGAUCCGUCCUUCUGGGACGUGGAGGCGAGUAAGGAGCCCAGUCAGCAGCGGGUGAGGAAGUGGGGCUUCUCUCUGCAGGAGGCCCUGAAGGACCACGCGGGACAGGAGCUCUUCCUCAAGUUCCUGGAGUCGGAGUUCAGCUCGGAGAACCUGCGGUUCUGGUUGGCGGUGCAGGACAUGAAGAGGAGGCCUCAGCAGGAGGUCACACAGAGGGCGCAGGACAUUUGGACGGAGUUCCUGGCCGAAGGAGCUCCCAGCUCCAUCAACCUGGACUCCCACAGCUACGAGCGCACCAGCCACAACCUGAAAGACCCCGGACGCUACAGCUACGUGGACGCACAGGACCACAUCUACAAACUGAUGAAAAGCGACAGCUAUGCACGCUUCCUGCGCUCCAACCUGUACCAGGACCUGCUGAUGGCGAGGAAGAAACCGGAGACGGAGCAGGGACGACGCACCUCCCUGGAGAAGUUCACUCGCAGUGUGGGCAAGUCGCUGACGGGCAAACGACUCACGGGCCUCAUGCAGUCGUCCUGA
Messenger RNA from Limanda limanda (common dab), 1698 nucleotides. RefSeq names its product regulator of G-protein signaling 6-like. Bases 1 to 1698 code for a protein of 565 amino acids. NCBI's taxonomy places the organism in Eukaryota, Metazoa, Chordata, Actinopteri, Pleuronectiformes, Pleuronectidae. The record is from RefSeq and is a predicted model, not a curated record. The transcript has 17 exons. Gene Ontology annotation, biological process: intracellular signal transduction; G protein-coupled receptor signaling pathway; regulation of G protein-coupled receptor signaling pathway.